AUGGAUCUAAUCGAAGAACGGAUACGACAAAGAGCAGCUGUACGAGUAGCCACAUUUGGAGGACAAAAGCAGUCAUGGAAUUAUAGAUCAGAAAUUGUUGGAAAGUUGGGACUGGAUAAGAAACACACAAAUAUCUGGUUGGCUUAUAUCGUCAUAAUUCUGUUUGGAUUCAGUGCCUUUGUGUACGUCAAGUCAAAUGUUGUUCUAAGCAGAAAAGAAGAAAUGGAACAGCGAGAGAAAUUACGCCGCGAACUGAAAUUGGCUGGUGCAGAUCGUAAGAAAUUAGGUAUUGUCGAUGGUAGUUAG
Messenger RNA from Cylicostephanus goldi, 306 nucleotides. NCBI's taxonomy places the organism in Eukaryota, Metazoa, Nematoda, Chromadorea, Rhabditida, Strongylidae. The record is from the annotation of a GenBank genome assembly.